Molecule: messenger RNA, 1775 nt
Organism: Malurus melanocephalus (red-backed fairy wren)
Lineage: Eukaryota; Metazoa; Chordata; Aves; Passeriformes; Maluridae
Gene: PENK
Product: proenkephalin
Exons: 3
Coding region: 227-1030 (267 amino acids)
Biological process (GO): neuropeptide signaling pathway; chemical synaptic transmission; sensory perception
Cellular component (GO): axon terminus; neuronal cell body; dendrite
Molecular function (GO): opioid receptor binding
Source: RefSeq, a predicted model, not a curated record
CUGGUGCCCGGCGUCGGGGCGGUCGCUCGGGGUGUCCCGGUGGGAAUCCUUUCCCGGAGGGGCUGGGGUCCCAUCCGUGCCGCUCCGCGGGGGUUAUCUUCUUCCCCUGUGGUGCCGGCUUUUGCAGGAAGGGAGGGAUAAAGUGUUUGGAAACGAACACUUUCACCAGACGGGAUCUUCCGGGCGCUUCACCCUCCGGGUCCGCUCCAGUUCCGAACGCAGCCCCAUGGCGUUGCUCCUGAGACUCGGCUGCUCGCUGCUGGCCCUCAGCAUCUGCCUGCUCCCGACGGCGCGGGCUGACUGCGGCCGCGACUGCGCCGCCUGCGCCUACCGCCUGGGACCCCGCGCCGCCAUCCACCCCCUGGCAUGUACACUAGAAUGUGAAGGRAAACUGCCUUCUGCCAAAGCCUGGGAGACCUGCAAGGAGCUCUUGCAACUGGCAAAGCUGGAUCUUUCUGAGGAUGGCAACAUUGCCCYAGGAGACAAGAAGGAGUUGGAUGAGAACCAUUUGCUUGCGAAGAAGUAUGGAGGCUUCAUGAAAAGAUAUGGGGGGUUCAUGAAGAAAAUGGAUGAUCUCUACCGGGCAGAACCAGAGGAUGAAGCAAACGGAGGAGAAAUCCUGGCUAAGAGGUAUGGAGGGUUUAUGAAGAAAGACUCGGAUGAUGAUGCCCUUGCCAAUUCCUCUGAUCUGCUGAAGGAGCUUCUGGGAGCAGGGGACAACCCUGAAGCGGCACACUAUCGAGAGAUAAAUGAAAAYGAUGGUGAUGUCAGCAAAAGAUAUGGAGGCUUCAUGAGAAGCAUAAAGCGCAGCCCUGAAUUGGAAGAAGAGGCCAAAGAGCUGCAAAAGAGAUAUGGUGGCUUCAUGAGAAGAGUUGGCAGACCAGAGUGGUGGCUGGAUUACCAGAAACGAUAUGGUGGCUUUCUUAAGCGCUUUGCCGACUCCAUUCUCCCUUCAGAAGAAGAUGGAGAAUCUUAUUCCAAAGAAGUCCCAGAGAUGGAAAAGAGAUAUGGUGGUUUUAUGAGAUUUUAAUACCUUUCCCUUUAUCCCUUUUGUCCUAAAUGAGAAAGACUGCCUUAUUUGUCAUAACUUAUUGUAACGUGUUGCUUGUACUGUACAGUUUUUUACUGUCCUUGGUUCAUGAUGCAAACUGCGAUUUGUUGUUACAAGUUCUUUGUUCUUUCAAGUCAAAUAACUUGUUUAGUCAAGUUUUAGUCUGUAUUGUAGUUUCCAUGCUAGAACGAGUUUGAUUACUGUAUUCAUUUUCUUUAAAGAGGAAUACAUCUACAGUAGAGUUGCUUAACUGUACAUACAAUAAAUUCUUCAUCCUAACUGCAAAAAUUCUGAAGUGCUAUUUUAUUUUCUCUCAGUCAUUUAAUCAAAUAUCAUCUAAAUUUUUCUUUAAAUCAUCAGAGCAAUGCCAACCUUUUUUUCUGUAAUUACAGAAUUUGUAGUGCAUACACAAUAGCCAAAACAUAUUUUUGGUUUUAGUUUUCUCAGUUUCUUAGAACACUAGAAUAAUAAAUAAGCUCUAAAGCAAAUAUAACUGUAUUUGCUCUAGCUGCUCRUAUUUUAAUCAGUUAACUGAAAAAUAUUUAAAGCCUACAUUUAUAAUUCAUAGUGUUCAACCAGUUGACAUAAAAAAAGAAAGAUUACAAGUGUGUUUGACUUUAAGCACUGAAAUAAUUUCUCCAGUGUACAAUACAGUGGCAUGUUUGAUUAGUUACAUCUUUUAUAUACAUCCAGUAUAGGACUGUGCACUUGGCCUUAAAAUAAU